AUGGCCAACAGGGAAACAAACGCCGACACUGCGGUGCAAGUCUCAGACGACAACCAGCAGGCGGAGGUGGAGGUGAGGGAAGGGUCACAGUCUGUCAUCCUGCCCUGCAACACAACACCUGACCUGCCUGAGGACACCACAGUGGAGUGGACUCGCUCUGACCUCGGACUCAUCACAGUCCAUGAGUAUUCUAACAGAAAUGAUGACCUUAUGACUCAGGACGAAGUUUACAGAGACCGAACGAAGAUGAGUGAAGACCCACUGAGAACUGGAGACCUCAGUCUGACCCUGAAACACCCCACAGAGAGAGACACGGGACGAUACAUCUGCACCAUCUACAGGGACAAAGACAUCCUGACACAGAAAGUAGUGCUGCAGGUCAAAGAACCAUUUCCAUCCUGGUCCAAAGUUUUAGUGGGUUUCCUGGUUCUCCUGGUUGUUCUUGGGUUUUCUGGAGGUCUUUUUUUUCAUUUGCGGCAGUAUUUCAUGUCAGUUUACAAGGUGGUGGUGGAUUCAGGGGAGGAAUCUGUCCGACUGCCAUGCAAAGCUAUGGUCAGAUUACCCAACGAUGCUAAAGUUGAGUGGACGGACAAUUCCAUUUCCAACAGGAAGGUCCACGUGUCUGACCAGGUUGGAGGACAGGACAAGGUUUAUAAAGACCGAACAGAGAUGAAGAGGAACCUGCUGAAACCUGGAGACUUCAGUCUGACCCUGAAAUACCCCACAGACAAAGACACAAACAUCUACACCUGCUCCGUCUACAGCCACGAAGGAAAUCGACUAAUCAUGAGCAAGAAAGUGGAGCUCAUUGUCAAAGUCCCCCAGGUGGAGGUGGUGGAUUCAGGUGUACAGUCUGUCCAGCUGCCCUGCAAAGCCACAGUUAAUCUGCCUGAAGACGCUAAAGUGGAGUGGACGGACAGCUCACACAGGAAGGUUCACAUAUGGCAGAACAGACCUGGCAACCUUGAAGAACAGUUUGUGUUUUACAAAGAUCGAACACAGAUGACUAACAACCCGCUGACAACUGGAGACCUCAUUCUGACCCUGACAUACCCCACUGACUGGGAUGGAAAGACCUACACCUGCACCGUCUUCAACGGACAGGGAAACACCCUGAUGAAGAAACAGGUGGAGCUUAAAGUCAGAG
This is a messenger RNA of Neolamprologus brichardi, 1147 nucleotides long. NCBI's taxonomy places the organism in Eukaryota, Metazoa, Chordata, Actinopteri, Cichliformes, Cichlidae. The record is from RefSeq and is a predicted model, not a curated record.